Galeopterus variegatus (Sunda flying lemur) is the source of this 1722-nucleotide messenger RNA. It is a transcript of the gene TOMM34, whose product is annotated as translocase of outer mitochondrial membrane 34. Lineage: Eukaryota; Metazoa; Chordata; Mammalia; Dermoptera; Cynocephalidae. Gene Ontology annotation, cellular component: mitochondrion; cytosol. The transcript is spliced from 8 exons. The record is from RefSeq and is a predicted model, not a curated record. Gene Ontology annotation, molecular function: heat shock protein binding. The coding region runs from base 1 to 930 and encodes 309 amino acids.
AUGGUCCCCAAACUCCGAGAUACCGUGAAGGGGCUCCGCACUGCCGGCAACGAGCGAUUUCGCACCGGCCAGUACGCCGAAGCCUCCGCGCUCUACAGCCGCGCGCUGCAGAUGCUGCAGGCUGAAGGUUCUUCAGACCCUGAAGAAGAAAGUGUUCUCUACUCCAACCGAGCAGCAUGCCACUUAAAGGAUGGAAAUAUCAGAGACUGCAUUAAAGAUUGUACUUUAGCACUGGCCUUGGUUCCAUUUGGCAUUAAGCCCCUGCUGCGGCGAGCAUCUGCCUUUGAGGCUCUGGAGAAGUACCCCCUGGCUUAUGUCGACUACAAAACUGUGCUGCAGAUUGAUAACAGUGUGACAUCAGCCCUGGAAGGCAUCAACAGAAUGACCAGAGCUCUCAUGGACUCACUUGGGCCCAAGUGGCGCCUUAAGCUGCCCUCUAUCCCAUCGGUGCCUGUUUCAGCUCAGAAGAGGUGGAAUUCCUUGCCUUCAGAGAACCAGAAAGAGAUAGCUAAAAGCACAUCCAAAGAAACCACAACUACAAAGAACAGAGUGCCUUCUGCUGGGGAUGUGGAGAGAGCCAUAGUUCUGAAGGAAGAAGGCAAUGAGCUGGUAAAGAAGGGAAACCAUAAGAAAGCUAUUGAGAAGUACAGUGAAAGCCUCUUCUUUAGUAACCUGGAUUCUGCCACAUACAGCAACAGAGCGCUCUGCUAUUUGGUCCUGAAGCAGUACAAGGAAGUAGUGAAGGAUUGCACAGAAGCCCUCAAGCUGGAUGGAAGGAACGUGAAGGCGUUUUACAGACGGGCUCAAGCCUACAAGGCACUCAAGGACUAUAAAUCCAGCUUGGCAGACAUCAGCAGCCUCCUACAAAUUGAGCCCAGGAACGGCCCUGCACAGAAGUUGCAGCAGGAGGUUAACAAGAGCCUAAUCUAAAAACCCAAAAGGGCAGCAGGAAACGUCUGCCUGACCUUACCCCAAGAAGCCAAGGGCCUCAUCCUCUGCCCCUGCUCUUGCAACACAGCAUGCCCCAGAGCAAGCUCUGAAGCACCUCCUCAGCCCUACAGAGAGGCGAUGGCCUCCCACCCCUUAAGAGGCUUUGCUUGUUCAGAUUAAGCUCAGUGUAGUCAAACACAGAUGUUGUUUCGCCAGCAUGGUCUCUGCUAGAGCUGAAGCCCUGUUCGUACUCCCCCAUGCAUCAGACAGCUAACAGAUCACACAGGUCCUCAUCAGCAAGGCACUAGGCUUUGUUCCUGCCCCUAAGUGUGCUCCACACUGAGUGCUGCCCUUGUAGCUUCACCAGACCCAGCCUCACUACAGUUUAUCUGAACAAACCAAGCUCCUAUGCAGGGGUGGGGGAUAAGCUAGAAAAUCCUGGCCCUCCUAUACCCAAAGCAGCCUAGUGAGCUGGUUCUCCAGAGCUGCAGUCUUUCCAAGUGUGCAACUGCUGUGUCCACCCUGUCCUUGACAGUCUCCUGUGUCUGAGCCCCAGUGCCUUUUGUCCAGGCCCUCCUUUGGUGGGAAGGCAGAGCCCUGACCCUUGGAUGGCUCUGUCCUUGACUCUGCUGCUGCUUUCUGCAUGGAGGUACCUAACCUGUUUCAAGAGCCCGGUGGUUGCAGCCACUCCUCCUGGAGGUGGGAUGAGAAAAGUGGCCUCCUGGGCCGGCCCGUGGCUCACUCGGGAGAGUGCGGUGCUGAUAACACCAAGGCCACGGGUUCGGAUCCCAU